Molecule: messenger RNA, 1176 nt
Organism: Trichoderma breve
Lineage: Eukaryota; Fungi; Ascomycota; Sordariomycetes; Hypocreales; Hypocreaceae
Product: FAD binding domain-containing protein
Exons: 6
Coding region: 1-1176 (391 amino acids)
Biological process (GO): secondary metabolite biosynthetic process
Molecular function (GO): monooxygenase activity; FAD binding
Source: RefSeq, a predicted model, not a curated record
AUGGAACAAUAUGGUCUGCUGGAAAAGUUGAAAGACGUGGGGGCAAUUGUCAUGCAAAAUCACACUUUGAGGCGAUACUCGACCGGUGAGGUGAUUGUCAAUAAGCCACUGGGGGCACGAGCGAAGCAAAUUUACGGGGCAGAAUGGAUGGUGAUACACAGGGCCGACUAUCAGAAACUGCUCCUACAACAAGCUCAAGAACUAGGUGCAGAGAUACAAACCGGCGCUGAAGUUGUUGGUGUGAGCUCAGGGUACGAGGGGGAAGAAGAAAAAAGAAACAAGGAAAAAACAUGCCUGAUCUUGAAAGACGGACAACGAGUAUACGGUGACGCAAUCAUUGGAGCAGACGGGCUUUGGUCUGUUAUGCGAGAACACGUCCUCGGUCGUCCCUCACCACCUGUCGAAACGGGAGAUCUAGCAUAUCGGGGAACAUUUACUCGCAGUCAGCUAAGGCAGUUAAACGACGAAAAAGUAAAUGAACUACUCGAUGCUUCCAACCUUCAAGUUUGGCUUGGACCAGAAAAACAUGUUGUUUUUUACCCGGUUCGACACGGAACCGAGUUUAACCUCGUCUUGAUCCGGCCGGAUAACCUGCCCCGCAAUGUACGCACCUUUCAUGGCAACUUAGAUGAAAUGAGAGACGAUUUUGAAGGAUGGGACCCAACCUUGCGAACCCUUAUUUCAUGCUUAAGCAGCGCUCUGAAGUGGAAGCUAUGCCAUCAUAGCGAACUUGAAACCUGGGUGAAGGAUUCGGUUGCCCUGUUGGGAGAUGCAUCACAUCCUACCCUGCCGUAUCAAGCACAGGGCGCAGCAAUGGCCGUUGAGGACGGCGCAGUGAUUGGUUUUCUUCUUGGCCGGCUCCAAAGCAACCCUGCGCUUUGGUCUGAGGAAAGCGGUAAAGAUGCCAUCACCACAACUCUAAAGUUAUAUGAGAGAUUGCGGAAGCAGAGGACUACGGUGAACGUUCUAGGUGCAGUUCAGGCACGGGUCUUCUAUCACCUCCCUGAUGGCUCUGAGCAGCUGGAGAGAGACAAACUGCUCUCAGAAUUGCCUCAAUCGCGUUGGGAGUCCACUUGUAAAUGGAAUUGGGGGGAUGCAGAGUAUCAGCAAGCAUUACUGGGUUUUGAUACUCUUGCUGAUGCUACAGAACACAGUCACAAACUGUUUGAAGGAUGA